Messenger RNA from Schistosoma intercalatum, 1362 nucleotides. NCBI's taxonomy places the organism in Eukaryota, Metazoa, Platyhelminthes, Trematoda, Strigeidida, Schistosomatidae. The record is from the annotation of a GenBank genome assembly.
AUGAAACGGGACAACUCAGGAAACAACCAAGAUGGUCCUCCGUCGAAAUUCCAACGUUCUUCCGUUGAUUUAACAAAUGUUUCCAUCAGAUUUCUUAUUCCUGGGAGGGCUGCAGGGAUAAUGAUUGGGAAGGGUGGGGAAAAUAUCAAAAAAAUUCGAUCACAGUAUAACGUCAAGCUGAAUAUUCCCGACAGCAGAGGCCCUGAACGGAUAAUGACUAUCGAAGGUGACCUGCAGGCUAUCUGCAGCAUCAUGCGCGAUGUUUGUCCGAAACUGAAGGAUAUAAUGAAUGCCAAACUUUCCGAUCCUAAACGCAUAAUGGGUGCUCAAGGAUCUCGACGCCGCCCGAGACGAAGUGAAGAUCCAGAACGAGAUGAUGAGGAAGACGAAAACAUGAUUGACUUCAGAAUAUUAGUGCACGAAAGCCAAGCUGGGUCUGUAAUCGGUCGAGGCGGUGAACGUAUUAAGGACCUUCGUGAUAAAUACAAAAUGCGUGUUAUCAAGGUGUACCAGAUGUUGGCUCCGUUAUCUACUGACCGAGUUGUACAGAUGGUUGCUGACCCAGACAAUGUCGUCCAAUGUUUGAGAGCUGUAAUAGAAGCAGUAGAGUCUGCUCCUCCUCGUGGUCGCCGUGAGGAUUAUGACGCUGCCAACUUCAGUGAGGGUGAUGCUCUCAACUAUGGCGGUUGGUUGUCUCGAGAAGCUGCAGCAGCACUCGCUCAAGGGAUGCCUCUCCGUGGACCUGGGUGCAUGCCGCCGAUGGGUUAUAACAUGGGAGGUCCGUACAUGAUGGGUGGUGGAGACAUGGGGCCGAUGGGUGGCGGUAUGGGCCCUAUGGGAGGAGGGAUGGGACCAGGUGGAGGAAUGGGUCCUAUGGGCGGCGGACCGGUUCCCGGAGGUCGUGGUAGAGGACCUCGCUCCGGUGGCGGAAUGAUGAGUGGAAGCGCGCCUCUCGCUCAAGGCCAGCGAGGAAUGAUGGGCUCUUCAGGCCCAGCACCUGUCCCCCCUCCUGCCGGUCGUAACAACUCUAUGGGUCCUCCAGGUGGUUAUAGUAGUUCCGCAGACGGAGGCUACGGUGGUCAAGGUGGAUAUGACGGGUCAGGAGGAUUCGACAACGGAGUAUACGGAGGCAUUGACCAAACUGGACAGGGAGGAUUCAGCGGCCCUGGAUACGGUGGAUCAGGCAACAUGGCUUCUGGAGGUUACGGUGGGUCUGGGUAUGGUGGAAGCCAGCGUGGAUCGGCUGACAUGGCAGGUGGUCAAAGUGCUUCCCGUGGCGGCACCUAUGGUGGGUAUGGAAGUAUGGGAUCUGGAGAGCAUGUUGGAGGCAAAGCCAGCCAGUGGUAUGGCGGAUGGUCUUAA